AUGGACCCACAGAGAAUUAUUGACUUGCAAAGACAAUACCAAAGCUCCAAUAAAAAGUUGUGGUUGAGGGGCAGACAUUCCAAGUUUUUGGUCUUCCCGUUUUAUGCGUUGUUCACUGUUACUACGGCCAUACCAUUAUUCUACACUGGUAGAGCUAUUGCAGGAAUUAAGGACGAGUAA
Molecule: messenger RNA, 180 nt
Organism: Priceomyces carsonii
Lineage: Eukaryota; Fungi; Ascomycota; Pichiomycetes; Serinales; Debaryomycetaceae
Gene: COX7
Product: cytochrome c oxidase subunit VII
Exons: 1
Coding region: 1-180 (59 amino acids)
Source: RefSeq, a predicted model, not a curated record